AUGCACGCUCACAAAAUCACCACGGCUGGAGCUCUGGCACUCUUGCUGAGCUGUCAGCUGCUGGUCGCCGCUCUCCCUGUCUUGGACUACCUGUGGACUAGAAUCAACACUGAGCACUACUUUGCUUCGGUCGAGGACUGCAUUGACAACGGGAAGAACUGCCUCUGGCCAGCAAUCUCCAACCGAGUGAUCGGCUCGCACGAACAGCUCGUCCCGGCGGUGAGAGACCCUGCAGCUGUGUACCCACCUGAGACGCACGCCCUUGCUGCUGUGGCAGCUACUGCCGUAGCCGAAGCUCCCGCCACUACCUCCCCGUGUACACAACACGUCCCCCAGACCACGACCACGCCGGUUCCCGACUUGUGGCUGGAGCUCCAACGCCGCGACGUCGCCCUCGAAGACAUCCCCAACAGCGACCACGGUGCUCAGGCUUCUGGCCCGUUGGAGAUGCAGCCCUGCUUCAACGGGAUUGGGCCCCGAUGUAAACCCGGCUUCACCGUGCUGGAUCGAGGAAUAUGCAUUUGUCUGCGCAAGCCCAAGUCCACCACCAAGGCGGUGUAG
Molecule: messenger RNA, 561 nt
Organism: Cladophialophora carrionii CBS 160.54
Lineage: Eukaryota; Fungi; Ascomycota; Eurotiomycetes; Chaetothyriales; Herpotrichiellaceae
Exons: 2
Coding region: 1-561 (186 amino acids)
Source: RefSeq, a predicted model, not a curated record